Molecule: messenger RNA, 1232 nt
Organism: Esox lucius (northern pike)
Lineage: Eukaryota; Metazoa; Chordata; Actinopteri; Esociformes; Esocidae
Product: adenosine receptor A2a-like
Exons: 1
Coding region: 80-997 (305 amino acids)
Biological process (GO): vasodilation; adenylate cyclase-activating G protein-coupled receptor signaling pathway; G protein-coupled adenosine receptor signaling pathway
Cellular component (GO): membrane
Molecular function (GO): G protein-coupled adenosine receptor activity
Source: RefSeq, a predicted model, not a curated record
AUCACUGCUACCCCUUUGGAACUCCUCCAUCUCACCCAUCCCUCCUCCCCCUGACCUGGACUCCCCUAACGCAGUGUACAUGGGGGCCGAAAUUGUCAUUGCCACCCUAUCCACCUUGGGAAACCUACUAGUGUGUGCUGCCGUGGGCCUCAAUAAGAAACUCUGCACUGUCACAAACUACUUCCUGGUGUCGCUAGCCGUAGCUGACAUGUGCGUGGGCGCGUUGGCCAUCCCAUGCGCUAUCCUGACUGCCAAGGGUGUUCCCCGCCACGACCUCUACCUGUGCCUGCUGAUGCUCAGCGUGUUGAUCACUCUGACACAGAGCUCCAUCUUCAGCCUGCUGGCCAUAGCUGUGGAGCGUUACAUCGCCAUUCUCCUGCCUUUGCGUUACUGCAUGCUAAUGACACCGCGUAGCGCUAUCCUAGUUAUUCUGGUUACCUGGGUGCUAGCUUUCCUAAUAGGCCUGGUGCCCCUCAUGGGUUGGCACAAGAAGCCGCCCGACUCCGGUUACUGCUUAUUUGUGCUAGUGGUGGACAUGAACUACAUGGUCUACUUUAACUUCUUCGCCUGCAUGCUGGCUCCCUUGGUGGUCAUGUUCAUCAUCUACACCCAGAUCUUUGCCACAGUCAAGCGGCAGCUGCGGCGCAUCGCGGCCGAGGGCGGCGCAGGGGAUGCGAAGGGGCAGGCAGCCCAGGCGGCAGGUGCAAAUAGGGAGCUGAAGACAGCCACAUUGCUUUUCCUCAUCCAGUUCCUCUUCGCGGCCUGUUGGAUCCCUCUGCAUGCCAUCAACUGUUUUCUGCUCCUCUGCCCCGGGUGCCCCGUGCCUCUGGAGCUCCUGCUUGCCGCCAUUAUCCUUUCGCAUGCUAACUCCGCCAUUAACCCCUUCCUGUAUGCGUACAAGAUGAGAACCUUUCGGAACACCUUCAAAGCCAUCUUGCUCUGCUUCAGAGCUCAAGGGGGCGAGAAAGAAGGUGGGUCCACCAACCACCCAAGCUGACUGAUGACAAUAUUGGCAAAAUCUGAAUCGGCACUCCUUUACAUUCAACUGGUGACCCGUAUGUGCCAUUUUGAGUCUGUUAUGCAAAUGAUUGUGAGCAAUGACAACGGUCUAAUUAAAUAAUUGAAAUUGCAAUAACAUUAGUUACACAUCUGACUAAUGUUAGCUCAAAAUCAUUUACACUAAAGGUAAAGUUUUUAGAGCACCAGGCUACAUGGUUAUUUAAAUCAUUAGC